AUGACAAUAGUUGAAAACCAGAGUGAUGAUGGCUCUGUUUUCAUCACUCUCGGCGUUUGUGCAAUGGCAAAGAAAACGAAAUCAAAGCCGAUGAAGGAAAUCCUUCGUCGCUUAGAGAAAUUCCAACACAUCAAAGUGAUAGUCUUUGAAGAAAGGGUUAUUUUAAAGCAUCCUAUCGAAGCGUGGCCUCUAUGUGAUGCUUUGAUUAGUUUCUACUCCGACGGAUUCCCUCUUCAGAAGGCGAUCGCCUAUGCCGAGUUAAGAAGACCUUAUUUAGUGAAUGAUCUUAAAGCUCAAUACGUGUUGAUGGAUAGAAAAAAAGUUUAUGAGUGCUUACAAAUGGAAGGCAUUCCAGUUCCACGUUAUGCUUGUGUUGAAAGAGGAGAUCCCAGCAACCGCGUUAAUGUUAUUGAACACGAUGACGCUAUUGAAGUGAAUGGUGAAAUAUUUCACAAACCAUUUGUUGAAAAACCUUUGAAUGCCGAAGACCACAACAUAUACAUAUACUUUCCAAGCAGUGCAGGAGGUGGUAGCCAGCGUCUUUUCCGCAAAGUCGGCGACCGAAGUAGUAAAUAUUUCCAAAUUAGUACAAUCCGCACUGAAGGCUCUUAUCUCUAUGAGGAAUUCAUGCCAACUGAUGGUACUGAUGUCAAAGUGUAUACCGUAGCCGAUGACUACGCACAUGCUGAGGCCCGCAAAUCGCCUGCCCUAGAUGGUAAAGUGGAGCGAGAUAGUGAAGGCAAGGAAAUUCGUUACCCUGUCAUCCUUACACCACGUGAGAAGAUUAUUGCUAAGAAGGUGGCCAAGGUAGUAAAGCAGCAAAUAUGCGGUUUCGACCUCCUCCGUGCUAAUGGCAUGUCUUACGUCUGCGAUGUUAAUGGCUUCUCCUUUGUGAAGACGUCACGCAAGUAUUACGAUGACUGCAGCCACGUCCUUGGGGUCCUUAUCACUCGUGUGAUAGCUCCGCGACUUUGUCCGCCAGGUCUAGGGCCUUGGAACACGCCAGGUCCAGACGACGAUAUUCCACUCGUUCCCACGACAUGUGGAACUAUAAUGGAGCUGCGUUGUGUUAUCGCGGUCUUCCGUCAUGGCGAUCGAACGCCAAAACAGAAGAUGAAGAUGGAUGUGAGAGAUGAUAGGUUCUUUAAGCUCUUUAACAAAUAUGCUGGCGGAAGAACACUGGAAUUAAAGUUGAAAAAACCAACGCAACUACAAGAAGUGCUAGAUAUUGUGCGAAACAUUCUGGAGGACAUAGAGAGUGGAAAGCUAAAAAAUUCUGAGUUGGAAGAGAAGAAGGCCAAAUUUGAACAACUCAGGUACGUGCUUCUUUACUUAAGUCAUUCUCAUUUCGGUAAUGGAGGGAGAGAGAGAGCGAGGGAGAGAUUGAUACUUCUAAUUAAGCGAUGCUAG
This is a messenger RNA of Hydatigera taeniaeformis, 1410 nucleotides long. The record is from the annotation of a GenBank genome assembly. Lineage: Eukaryota; Metazoa; Platyhelminthes; Cestoda; Cyclophyllidea; Taeniidae.